UGGAUUCUGAAUAGAGGCGGGCUAAGAGCGAACUAUAGCGAAGCAUGUUAGGUUGUUAGAAAGUUAAUGGCUUGAAGGAAAGAGACGGUCUUCUCGCUUCAGGAUUUUACUGAAGUAUAAACAUAAUUACUAACAACCUCAAAGAAAGUUUAAGACAGUAUUGCGGCUAUUAGAAUACAAAAUACUAAGGAAAGUAUGCAGGAUGCAGUAGCCGGGACGGCAAUGCUGACGGACGGCUUCGAGGACGAGAUUGACUCUGUGACUCCGCGCUCCCCUGCGGUAGGAAUGGGGGUUGGAGCCACACCAGGAGCCGGACUCGGGGGUUUAGGGAUUGGUGUUGGUGGAAAGAAAGUCCGCUUGUUUGGCGAGGCUGGUGGGCCUGCAGCUGACCGGCUUGAUUUCCAGCUCGCAGCGGCCGCAGUGCUUUCCUCCGGCCCUGGAUCUGCCAGCGACGAUGAUGAGGUAUCUGAGGUGGAGUCCUUCAUAUUAGACCAGGAAGACCUGGACAACCCCAUGCUAAAGACUGCAUCGGAGCUGCUCCUGUCCAGCGCUGCCGACGGCGCUGAUCUCAGAACAGUGGACCCGGAAACACAAGCCAGAUUGGAGGCUCUGUUGGAAGCAGCCGGUAUUGGUAAACUGUCCACCACCGAUGGAAAAGCCUUCGCAGAUCCAGAGGUGCUUCGUCGCUUGACGUCGUCCGUGAGCUGUGCGUUGGACGAGGCCGCCGCCGCUCUCACGCGCAUGAGGGCCGAAAACACACUCAACGCCAGCCAGGCGGACAAUCUGGUUAUUUUCAGCCGGAGCUUGGCGGAGGCGUGCUCCGACGGGGACGUCAACGCUGUGAGGAAGCUGCUGGAUGAGGGGAGGAGUGUCAACGAACACACUGAGGAGGGAGAGAGUCUGCUCUGCCUCGCCUGCUCUGCUGGUUACUAUGAACUAGCACAGGUCUUGCUGGCCAUGCACGCUAACGUGGAAGAUCGGGGAAUCAAGGGUGACAUCACGGCCCUCAUGGCCGCAGCCAGCGGCGGCUACGUAGACAUCGUCAAACUGCUGCUGGUACAUGGGGCUGACGUCAACGCACAGUCCUCCACAGGUAACACGCCCCUGACGUACGCGUGUGCGGGCGGCUUCCUGGACGUGGUGAAGGUGCUGCUGAAGGAAGGCGCCAACAUCGAGGACCACAACGAGAACGGCCACACCCCCCUGAUGGAGGCGGCGAGCGCGGGUCACGUGGAGGUCGCCCGGGUGCUCCUGGAGUACGGGGCUGGUAUCAACACGCACUCCAACGAGUUCAAGGAAAGUGCACUUACGCUGGCCUGCUACAAAGGGCACCUGGACAUGGUGCGCUUCCUGUUAGAGGCAGGGGCUGACCAGGAGCACAAGACCGACGAGAUGCACACAGCACUCAUGGAGGCUUGUAUGGAUGGGCAUGUGGAGGUGGCUCGGUUGCUGUUGGACAGCGAGGCGCAGGUCAACAUGCCCGCUGACUCUUUCGAGUCUCCGCUGACGCUGGCGGCCUGUGGGGGCCACGUAGAGCUUGCUGCCCUGCUGAUGGAGAGGGGCGCCAACCUGGAGGAAGUCAACGAUGAGGGAUACACUCCCCUCAUGGAAGCCGCACGAGAGGGCCACGAGGAGAUGGUGGCGCUGCUUUUGGCACAAGGUGCCAACAUCAACGCUCAGACAGAGGAGACCCAGGAGACGGCCCUGACGCUGGCCUGCUGCGGGGGCUUCCUGGAGGUGGCCGACUUCCUCAUCAAGGCCGGGGCCGACAUCGAGCUGGGCUGCUCCACGCCUCUCAUGGAGGCUGCACAGGAGGGACACCUGGAGCUGGUCAAGUACCUGCUGGCUGCCGGAGCCAAUGUCCACGCCACCACGGCGACGGGAGACACGGCGCUGACCUACGCCUGUGAGAACGGACACACGGACGUGGCUGACGUGCUGCUGCAGACUGGGGCUGACCUGGAGCAUGAAUCGGAGGGGGGCAGGACCCCUCUAAUGAAAGCUGUUAGAGCGGGCCACCUCUGUACUGUACAGUUCCUAAUCAGCAAAGGAGCUAAUGUGAACAGGGCGACGGCCAACAAUGAUCACACAGUAGUGUCUCUAGCCUGCGCCGGGGGCCACCUGGCCGUGGUGGAGCUGCUGCUGUCUCAUGGGGCUGAUCCUACACACAGACUGAAGGAUGGCUCCACCAUGCUGAUCGAAGCUGCUAAGGGCGGUCACACCAUCGUGGUGUCCUAUCUCCUCGACUACCCCAACAACGUCCUGUCGGUCCCCGUGCCAGACUUGUCUCAGCUCACACACCCCUCCCAUGACACUUCUCAAGCUCCACGAGUUCCAUUCCAAGCCCUGGCCAUGGUGGUGCCUCCUCAAGAGCCAGACAGAGUGCCCUCCAACAUCACAACGCCUCCACCCGUCAUCACAAAAGGCGGAUCCAAGCAGAGGCUGAGCCCUCUACAGGGCAGCCCCGUCUCCGCAGGCGGUCCGGACGCGGACCUGCUGCCUCCCUUCCACCCGUACCAGCCCCUAGAGUGCAUCGUGGAAGAGACUGAGGGCAAGCUGAACGAGCUUGGCCAGAGGAUCUCCGCUAUAGAGAAGGCCCAGCUGCAGUCCUUGGAGCUCAUCCAGGGAGAGCCGCUCACCAAAGACAAGAUCGAGGAGCUGAAGAAGAGCCGCGAGGAGCAGGUCCAGAAGAAGAAGAAGAUCCUCAAGGAGCUGCAGAAGGUGGAGCGCCAGCUGCAGCUCAAGACACAGCAGCAGUUUACCAAAGAGUACAUGGAGGCCAAAGGCCUGAAGGACGACCCGGGGCAGCUUGGCCAGGCGGCAGGGGUGGAGCAGCCCGGCACCCCCCUGCCCUUGCAGGCUGCAGAGCCGGGCUCCGACACCGAGGGGGACGGGGAGGGCAUCCAGCACCACCAUGAUGGACUGCCCCACCCCGCCGCCGAGGAACAGGAGGAAGAGGACGAUGAUGAGGAGGACUACGCCAAGCUACCUCAGGUGGACACCAUCUUGUAUAGACAGGCCCAGGAACCCCCGCCACCCGCUCCUCCUCACACCCAGGCCCUGCAGUGUCCCGCUCCUCCUCACACCCAGGCCCUGCAGUGUCCCGCUCCUCCUCACACCCAAGCCCUGCAGUGUCCCGCUCCUCCUCACACCCAAGACCUGCAGUGUCCCGCUCCUCCUCACACCCAGGCCCUGCAGUGUCCCGCUCCUCCUCACACCCAGGCCCUGCAGUGUCCCGCUCCUCCUCACACCCAAGACCUGCAGUGUCCCGCUCCUCCUCACACCCAAGACCUGCAGUGUCCCGCUCCUCCUCACACCCAAGACCUGCAGUGUCCCGCUCCUCCUCACACCCAGGCCCUGCAGUGUCCCGCUCCACCCCUCCUGCAGGCCCGUUUCUUACCCUCCCAUCUCCUGGCCACCCAGCAGUCCACAGACUUCAGUACGGCGGACUACCCCGUCAGCUCCAGCCCCGAUCUGGAGAGGGUGAUGGUGAACCAGCAGCAGAUGUUGUGGCAGCAGUUGACAGACCUGGGACCGGGCCUUCUCACCCAGGCCCCUGAAGGACUCAUGGUGGCCACCCCAGCACAGACUCUCACAGAUACUUUGGACGACAUCAUGGCAGCAGCGGUGAGCAGCAGAGUCCCCAUGUUGAGCACGACGGCCUCGCCCCCAGCACAGACGCCCAUCCAUUCAGUGUCCCCACAAUCUAUGCUCCCCCUCUACCCCUCCGUAGACAUCGACGCACACACGGAGAGUAAUCACGACACCGCUCUGACGCUGGCCUGUGCCGGCGGUCACGAGGAGCUGGUGUCGGUGCUCGUCGCCCGCGGGUCUAACAUCGAGCAUCGGGAUAAGAAAGGUUUCACUCCUCUGAUCCUGGCUGCCACAGCGGGUCAUGUUGGCGUGGUGGAGAUCCUGCUGGAUAAAGGAGGGGACAUCGAAGCCCAGUCGGAGAGAACCAAAGACACUCCUCUCUCCCUGGCCUGCUCUGGAGGAAGACAGGAGGUGGUGGAGCUGUUGCUGCUGCGCGGGGCCAACAAGGAGCACCGUAACGUUUCAGACUACACUCCGCUCAGCCUGGCCGCCUCGGGGGGCUUCGUCAACAUCAUCAAGAUCCUCCUCAACGCUGGAGCUGAAAUCAACUCCAGGACUGGGAGUAAGCUGGGUAUCUCUCCUCUGAUGCUGGCGGCCAUGAACGGCCACGUCCCAGCGGUCAAGCUGCUGCUGGACAUGGGCUCAGACAUCAACGCUCAGAUCGAGACUAACCGCAACACGGCGCUGACCCUGGCCUGCUUCCAGGGACGGGCGGAGGUGGUCAGUCUGCUGCUGGACCGCAAGGCCAACGUGGAGCACCGCGCCAAGACUGGGCUGACACCCCUCAUGGAGGCGGCCUCGGGUGGCUAUGCUGAGGUAGGGCGGGUGCUGCUGGAUAAGAGCGCUGACGUCAACGCCCCACCCGUUCCCUCCUCCCGAGACACCGCGCUCACCAUCGCUGCAGACAAGGGCCACUACAAGUUCUGUGAGCUCCUAAUCAACCGAGGUGCUCACAUUGACGUGCGCAAUAAGAAGGGAAACACUCCCCUGUGGCUGGCGGCCAACGGCGGCCAUUUUGACGUGGUGCAGCUGCUGGUGCAGGCUGGGACCGAUGUCGACGCAGCAGACAACCGCAAGAUCACACCUCUCAUGGCUGCCUUCCGCAAGGGCCAUGUGAAGGUGGUUCAGUACCUGGUCAAGGAGGUCAACCAGUUCCCCUCGGACAUAGAGUGCAUGAGAUACAUUGCCACCAUCACGGACAAGGACCUGCUGAAGAAAUGUCACCAGUGCAUGGAGACCAUUGUCAAAGCCAAAGACCAGCAGGCAGCAGAGGCCAACAAGAACGCCAGCAUUCUGCUGAAGGAGCUGGACUUGGAGAAGUCCAGGGAAGAGAGUAAGAAGCAAGCCCUGGCCGCUAAGCGUGAGAAGCGUAAGGAGAAACGCAAGAAGAAGAAGGAAGAUCAGAAGAGGAAGCUGGAGGGGGAGGAAGAGGAGGAGGAGGAAGAGGAGGAAGAGGAGGCCAAAGUAAAAGAGGAGUUAGAGGACCAAGACUCCUCUGAAGACGGUGAUGUCCCCAUUGACCCGCCCAGCGCUACCACCACCACUACCAUCGGCAUCUCUGCCACCUCUGCCACCUUCACCAACGCCUUCGCCAAGAAACGAGCCAAUGUGGCGACCACGUCCAGCACCAACCGCAAGAACAACAAGAAGAACAAGACCAUGGAGCCCAUCAUCCUGCAGGACCCCCAGGUGGUGCUGGCUCAGCAGAAGACUGACAAAAACAAGAUCCACGGGGAGCCCAGGGGCGGCGGGGUGCCGGGUGGCAGCGACUCAGACAACCUGGACAGCACCGACUGCAACAGUGAGAGCAGCAGCAGCGGAGGCAAGAGCCAGGAGCUCAACUACCUACCGGACAUGCCCUCUUCAUCUUCCUCAUCCUCGUCUUCAUCGUCUGCUCUCUCGGGGGUGAGCCAACAGCCCCAGCCGGUCCCUGAGAAGAGACACAGCUCCCGAGACCACAAGGUCACAGUGUGCAUCUCCAAACCACACCCGAAACUCCAUGACUGCAUCAACGUCCUGGCGCCCAGCUCCCUUCCCCCCUCCUUCAAAACCAUUUCAGUGCCGGUCACCUCGCCCAACAGCAAGAUGAACCUCACCAGCCCCAAGAGGGGCCAGAAGAGGGAAGACGGCUGGAAAGAGGUGGUACGGAGAUCUAAGAAGUUAUUGGUGCCUGCCUCUGUGGUGUCUCGGAUCAUGGGCAGAGGUGGCUGUAACAUCACUGCCAUUCAGGACGUGACCGGUGCUCAUAUCGACGUGGACAAACAGAAGGACAAGAAUGGAGAAAGGAUGAUCACCAUCAGAGGAGGUACAGAGUCGACUCGGCACGCUGUACAACUGAUCAACGCCCUGAUCCAGGACCCAGCCAAGGAGCUGGAGGACCUAAUACCCAGAAAUCACAUCCGCACUCCUGGUACCAACACCAAGAUGGGCUCCACCUACACCACCUCCACAGGGGCCACCAACACUAUGGCGGCCGGCUCAAAGGGCCUGGCAUCGGUGUUUCCGUCGUCCGCUGUGUCCUUCCAGACCCCCCCGGUCUCUCAGCAGGGAGGGAAGAUGGGAAAGAACCUGUCCGCCGGGGUGAGGCCCCCCUUUGUUUCACUGCCCCUGGCGUAUGCCAACCCACACCUGGCCCUGCUGGCUGCCCAGACCAUGCACCACAUCCGACACCCACGUCUGCCCAUGGCACAGUUCGGUGGCACCUUUUCUCCAUCGCCUAACACCUGGGGCCCGUUCCCGGUGCGGCCCGUCAACCCCGGCAGCACUCACAGCUCUCCCAAGCACAACGGGAGCACUGCCCCCCGGCCCUCGCCUGUCUCCGCCGCCCAUCCGGAGUACACAGCUCCUGCCUCUACAGUAGCUCCUGCAGCCACCGUCUCGCCCACCAGCACUGCCCCCUCCGGCACCCCAACGCCCUCCUCUGCCAGGAAGCAGCUCUUCUCUGGCGAACCAAAGACGACCAGCAUGACAGCAGUCACUUCCACAGUGAGCAACGUUCCCGCCACGCAGCUGGCCCCUGCACCCUCCACCAUGUCCUCUAUUCCGUCCUCCCCUUCCGUGCCCAUCGCCAUGUCUGCACAGCAGCUGCCCGUCUCCAAGCCGGAGCCUGCUGGUGGCACCACGCCUGGUAAAGAGAAGUCCUCUCCAGAUUCAGCACCUGUCCAAGAUGGAGCGUCGGAAGGAUCGAGCUCCAACGGCCCCAUGUACUUCACAGGUCCUCCCACGGCUCCUCCAUCACUGCCCUCCCAGCAGCCGGACAGCCGACAGCAGCAGCUGCCCCUCCCCUUCUCCCCCAGCACAGAGCCCAGCCCCCAGGCCGCCCAGCCUCCCUGCUCCCACCUGCCCUCCUCUCACGCUGCACCAGCAGGGGGCAGCACUGUACCUCACUACGCACAGCCUUCUCCCUUGUGCGUGCAGCCCUCGGCCCAGGUCUACCCCAUGACAGCUGGGACAUCUCGGCAGGAGCACCAUUCUGUGUGUGUAUCCUCUGGAGCCUCCCAGGAGCAACACCAGAAACAACCGCAGCAGUAUACCAACCAGGGCAUGGCAGCCCCUUCCAUGGGCAUGACGAACGGCUCCCAGAUGCACAGCCACGGGGGCAAGACCCAGCAGCUGCCCCCCAACUACGGCCCCAACGCCCUCUUCAACCAUUUCAGCAGCAUGUUUGACAGCAAUCAGGUGGGCAACAAUCAGGUGUGGGGAGCAUGUCACCUGCCUGCUCGGACCCCUCCGGAGCAGCCCUACAUGGGAGGCGUGGGACAGAUGGAGAAGGUGAUGCCAGCUCCUGACGGCUCCAAGGCUCCAGGGUACCGCUGCAAUUCCCAGAGGAUUGUCACCAGUCCCAUCGGCAUGCACCACAUGGACCCGUCGGGAAACUCCAUCUCUUCGUCUGCUGCUCUGACCAGCUUCGCCACCAGUAUCUCUGGCAGUGCAGUGUACCUGCAGGGUCCGUCCCCGGUGGGAACCCCCUCCUUUAGCCGCCAGCAUUUCUCCCCUCACCCCUGGAGUGCCUCCACCUCCAGUGAGUCCCCGGUGUCCUCCGUGUCGUCCCCUCUUUGUACGGUGACCACGGCUCUGAUUCAGGCUAAACCCAGCAGCAACAGCCAGCAGGACCGCAAGGUGCCCCCACCCAUUGGCACUGAGCGCCUGGCACGCAUCCGCCAGACGGGCUCCGUGAACCACGCCAUGCUCACCGCCGGCUACACGCCGCCUGUGGGACAGGGAGGAAUCUGGUCCUUCGGCGUGGGCAGCGCGUCUGUCCUCCCCUGCUCUUACCCUCCACCUUUAGAGGCGAUGUCAGGCUGGUCUCAGCCCCUGAUGGGUGGUCACGUGAUACAGCAGCCGUCUGGCUUCUCCCAGCACCAAGCCAUGGAGAGGGACGACACCGGCAUCGUGAACCCCUCCAACACCUUCCAUCAACCCAUGCCCACCAACUUCAUGGACUUCCCAAAGGGUUUGCCAAUGUCAAUGUAUGGUGGGACGAUCAUUCCUCCCCAUCCUCCUAUGGGAGAGGCCCCUGGGGGCCCCAUGUACAACGGGCUCCAUAGCGCUGACCCUGCCUGGAAUCCCAUCAUGAAUGUGGUCUCCAACUCUGCAGAGACUGCAGAAACCCAGCAGGUCUGGCCUGGGACUUGGGCCCCGCACGUUGGGAAUGUGCACCUGAAUCACGUCAACUGAACACAUCUAGGGAUUUGAAGCGUAGGACCAUUAAUAACAAGACUCAUACACGUUUAAGAGAACCAGAUAAUUACAUAAUAUACAAAGAUAUUAACCUAGGGAGUGUCCAGAAACUGAGAAAUUGGAUGUUCGGACACCGUUUUGAUGUGCCUAACUAAAAAGAUGACUCCAGUGUGGGCUGCAACUUGUUUAUCACCGUCUAUGAACAAACCGAUUGCCUGUUAAACAGGAUCCAUUCUUUGCUUAGUAUAGCCAUUAUUUUGACUUUAAAAGCCCCCACAUGAAUUGUUCUUGGUCUGCAGGGCUCUACAGGACUGUACGCUUAUUUAUACUCAAGUCCAAGAACUAGGUGAUAACAUAAAGCGAGAACUCAGACCUUUUAGUGGUAAAUACAUGUAUAAUUGUUUACAUACUAAAACAAAAAGAGUUAAAACCAGAGUACAUGUCGUAUAGUGACUCUACUGUAUUAAUGUGUAAUAUUUACCUUAAUAGUCAAUAAAAAAAUUACGAAACUGUA
Molecule: messenger RNA, 8788 nt
Organism: Oncorhynchus keta (chum salmon)
Lineage: Eukaryota; Metazoa; Chordata; Actinopteri; Salmoniformes; Salmonidae
Product: ankyrin repeat domain-containing protein 17-like
Exons: 34
Coding region: 196-8271 (2691 amino acids)
Biological process (GO): innate immune response
Cellular component (GO): cytoplasm
Molecular function (GO): RNA binding; protein binding
Source: RefSeq, a predicted model, not a curated record